Messenger RNA from Pungitius pungitius (ninespine stickleback), 5100 nucleotides. RefSeq names its product GRAM domain-containing protein 4-like. The record is from RefSeq and is a predicted model, not a curated record. Bases 422 to 2191 code for a protein of 589 amino acids. NCBI's taxonomy places the organism in Eukaryota, Metazoa, Chordata, Actinopteri, Perciformes, Gasterosteidae. Gene Ontology annotation, biological process: apoptotic process; negative regulation of toll-like receptor 9 signaling pathway. The transcript is spliced from 19 exons.
CCCCGCCCACAGCGGAGAUUAUUUUUGACAGGUAGACACAGACGGCUCGGUUCGCCCUCACAAUUGAGCUGCUUAUUUACCCCCUAAAGCCCUGCGCAGCUGGACCGAGGACCCCGGAUAGAGACGGGAGGCGGUCCGCAGCCGGGCUGAGAGCAGCGGGCCCCGGUUCGGAGCGGGUCUGGGGAUCGGUCGGCACCGACGGAAAGAACACAAGGAGGCAAAGUUUGCCUCGGCUUCGGUUCACGGCGAUACACCCUUUUUUCCUGUUCCCUCGCCUCCUCGCCUUGUUCCCUCCACACCUCGGUCCUCCAGGGCGGGACCGACGGGGAACCGCGCGGUAGCGGAUCGGUGAGGUCGGCAGGGCGGCUGAGGGCCAUGUUCAGGUAGAGACCGGCUCCACGCCCCCCCCCCACCCUCCGCCAUGCGGAAGCACCUGGACCGGAUCCGGUUCCGGGGCCAGAGGCGGGACGAGUUCCUGGAUCUGGCCGAUUCGCCCAACACGUCGGACACGGAAUGCACCGAGGAGGUCGUGAUCAAACCGCGACUCGCCGCCCGGGAGGCGGAGGAGCCGCGGGAGGCGGAGUCAGAGCAGCAGUGUGACGCGCCGGCCGGUCCGGCGACGUUUUCUGCAGACGACUCGAGGACGGAUCUCAACGAGGUCAAAGGUCACCUAGAAAUCGCUCUGUUGGAAAAACACUUCCUGCAGGAGGAGCUGCGAAAGCUCAGGGAGGAGUCCAACGUGGACGCCCUGCGGCAGGAGCUGGAGAGGGAGCGCAGCAGGUGCGCCGAGCUGGAGCAGAAGAUCAGCGACGUGGUGAAGCCCAGACUUGAAGACUCGCCUUGUCAGACGCGUAAAGCCCCGCCCCCUCCUCCACCCUCCUCCACCAGCACAGGCUCCUCUCCCUCAGACAAGCAGAAGGACACUUUGACCGACAGCUUCCUGAAGUGGCUCUACGAGCGCUUCGGCGUUUACAUCGAGGACUUCCGCUUCCAGCCGGAGGAGCAGACGGUGGAGACGGAGGAGCCGCUGAGCGCCAAGAGGUUGACUGAAAACAUGAGACGCCUCAAGCGAGGAUUCAAACCUUUGACCAAUUUCAAGAGGAACCUUACUGCCUUAUCCAGCUGGAACUCUGUCUACACGUCGGCCAUCGCCUUCAUUGUCUACAUGUAUGCGGCAUGGCACGGCUGGGCCGUCCCCAUGUUCCUGUUCCUCGCCAUCCUGCGCCUCUCCUUAAAUUGCCUCAUCGCCAGAGGCUGGAGGAUCCAGUGGAGCAUCGUACCUGAAGUCUCAGAACCGGUGGAGCCUCCCAAAGAAGAACUCACGGUGUCGGAGAAGUUCACGCUGGUUCUGGACGUCGCUCAGAAAGCUCAGAAUCUGUUUGGGAAGAUGGCAAACAUCCUGGAGAAAAUAAAGAAUCUGUUCAUGUGGGUGCAGCCAGAGUUGACUCAGAAGCUGUACGUUGGGCUGUGGCUCGCCUUCAUCUCCUCCUGCCUGCUGCCGUUCAAACUGCUGGGAUUCAUCAUAGGUGUGUACGCAGGCAUAAAGUUCUUCAUCAUCGACUUCAUCUUUAAGAGUUGCCCCAAGCUGAGGCAGCGCUUCGACACGCCUUACAUCAUCUGGACCCACCUGCCCACCGACCUGCAGCUGAAGGAGCGCGGCGGCACCACGCUGAGCAGACGGGUGGCGGUGACGGCGGGCCGAGGCAGCCUCGGCGCCGCGGCUCCUCUGGGCGUCAGCCGGGACGAGGACGGAGGACGGUACUCCAGCACCAAGAGAGGAGCUUUCCACGAGGUCUUCAGCCUGCCGGAGAGCGAGCGUCCGCUGACAGUGUGCGAGAGCGGCUGGCGCUGCUGCCUCAUCAACAGGGACCGCAAGACGCCCACGGACUACAUCCGCAACGGGUACCUCUACGUCACCGAGAAUUACCUGUGCUUCGAGAGCUCCAGCUCCAGGUCCGGAUCCUCCAAGAGGAACAAAGUCAUCAAACUGCUGGAAGUCAUCGACAUCCAGAAGUACAAAGUGUUGUCCGUGCUGCCUGGAUCCGGGAUGGGCAUCUCCAUCGCAACGCCAUCCACCCAGAAGCCCAUGGUGUUCGGAGCGAUGAUCCACAGAGACGAGGCCUUCGACGCCAUCCUCACCCAGUACACGAAGAUCCUCAACGCGAGUCCAGCCACCAGCCAUGAGACAUAGCAGCAGCUUCUCUCUCUCACACACACACACACACACACACACACACACACACCCUGGAAUGGUUUCACUGUGUUCAUCAGUGACGACUUUCAACAGUUGAUGAUUUUAUUUUGCUCUCCCGUCACUCGGGCUGCCAACCAAUCACUGCUUUCCUGUCGGGAUCCGCGGUGUCUCUGGACCCCGGCGGUUGGCUUUGCGGUGAUCCUUAGGGCUAACUUACUUCUUAACGUGUAUCCUUUAAAGGCAAAAACAAAUGGAGAGCCGGCUAAAGAUUUUGAGGAGGGUGAUGUUGCCUUUUACUAAAGCCUCACACUUGAAUUCAGUAUAAAGUAGAUUUUGUUCCUGUUUAACAUCCAUAGAUGUUUUUCCUUCUCUUAAUUAUAUCCCUGUUAAGCUGCAAAACCUCCUGCACAGAUCCUUCACAUUAAAAGUGCUCCAAGGGCACACACCUCCUUUUACUUGGGAGGCUUUUAAUGUGAAACACUUUCUGCAUUCAAGUUCAAUCGGCUUGUUGAGGCUCAGCUGGUUGUUUGAUUUCACCUCACUACAAUGGGAAGGAUUACUCUAUUAGCAUUUGUGAGGAUAGUUUCAUCAUUGAAGUCACAUCAAUAGAAACCUAAAGCAUUCUCUUUUAGAGCUUUGCCAAUGUGAGAAAAGUGCUGUUUGUUUUAUGCAUCAUUGUGAACUGAAUAGCUCUCAGGUUGGGACUGUUAUUCCAUAACACAACACAGGUGAAAAUCACGCUAUUUUAAUCUCUCUGGCUUCAAACAGGGCAUUUAAAUUCAACUUUAAAAAGUAGAAUGAUAACUGAGAAAGUAAGCAAUUAACUCCCAAAUAAUCAGUUUACAAUGAUUUUUAAAACCGUACUUACUUUGCUGAUGGCGUGUCACGUGUUACACGUGUUCCAGUGUUUUUGACUUAAUAACAAGUUCAAUCUGUUUUACAGUAUUAGCAGAUUAACAUUUUUAGACCAUUCAUUUACAUCAGUGUCUUCAGGGAUUUGUAAAAUCGUCAUUAUAUGCCUCUGUAUUGUACUUAGCAGGUUAGCCUACAGUAAUAUUAUGGUAUGUUCGUUAUGUGGUGGUCAGAGAUGGUUUGUAUUCUAUUGUUCAAUAUUAUUUAAUGUGAACCACAGAAUUCAUCUCAAACUACUUUUCUGUCUUCGUUAAAAGCUUAAAAGCUAAAGCUAACAAUGUAAACCACCAAUGUUACUUUAGUGUAGCUCUUAUAAUUGAGCUAAAAGCUAAAGCUAACAAUGUAAACCACCAAUGUUACUUUAGUGUAGCUCUUAUAAUUGAGCUAAAAGCUAAAGCUAACAAUGUAAACCACCAAUGUUACUUUAGUGUAGCUCUUAUAAUUGAGCUAAUAGCUAAAGCUAACAAUGUAAACCACUAAUGUUACUUCAGUGUUGCGCUUUUAUGUUUUAGCAAAAAAAAUGUUCAACCCCCUAAAUUUUCGAGAUUUAAUCUCUAUUAAUUGGUCUAUGGCUUUAGCUUUCUUUCCCAACCAAUAAGAUAAAGCUUAUUUUGCCAUAUUUUGAGUCCAAUAUCAACACUUUGUCCAAUUUGUUUCUGCUUGUUAGAUAAAGCUAAACAAUUAAAAAAAAUGCAAUAAGCUGAACGGUAAUAACGGUUUCGUGUACCGUUCAGUUUAUUUAGUUUUAGCAUUCACAGCCAACAAAGAGCAGUGUUGAAUGUUCCUGCUUGUACUAUUAACCCGACCUUCAUUGCUUGAUGUCGUUAAAUAUUAUUAAUCAAUAUUUAUUCGAUUGGUGUGAGUUCCAGAACUGGAAAAACUCACUAGGCUUAAAAAUUAGAUUUUUCAAAAUGGAAUCUAGUUCUUCUAACUUCGAUGUUUUCCUGUCCUUUUAAACUUUGAAUGUGGAAACUUGGAAGACGACAUGUUGUAUUUUAUUGAGCAAACACGUGUCAGACUUGAUUCAAAUGUCCUGACGUUAGGUUCACAAAUUUAUUUUUCUAUUUAUUUUGACACCACUUGAAUGCAGCACAAAUCUCUAAAAGCUAAAGAAGCGAAACAAAACGACGCCGUAAAACAGAGUCUAAAACUUAUCACUGUUUUCUAAUCGGCAAAAGCUGAACGAGUUAAAACCAGAUUUUUUAAAAACCUUGUUCGAAGCCGGCAAGUGUUUAUAGGAUAAAAAAGGAGCUAAUAUGUUGUCCGCAUUUUAAACUUUUAGUAGAAAAUUGGAAUCGAAAUAAGAGGACGAGAUCCGUUUUUUAGUUUUUGGAUAAAUUAAGAAAACCACUUUGUUUUUUUGCACUCUGAUGGUGUUUGCCGGUUAAAGGGCCGUGUACAUUUUAUAAUCCUGUGUUGUAGCUGCUCGUCGUCACUGUGUAGAACUACUAACUGUCAGUCUGGAGGCUGACACACCAGCAUACAUUACUUUUACUUCACAGGAAAUUCACUCAAUUUUGUUGGAAAUGAUUAUUGUUAAAAAAAGGCUUGUUUUUUAAUGAGUAAAAUGAGGUAAUAUUACUGGUAAUAGCGGUUUCUAACUUAGCAUAAUGACGGCGUCAGUAUAAUAUUAUAUGAAUGUUUCUAUCCUAUUCAAAUACAUUUUUGAUAGAUCUUUUCUCACUUCCUCUCAAAGCUCGGUCGUUUCCAAGUAUUUUAGUCUUUUGUAGUUUUUGUUUCUUAUAAAAAUAUGGGUUUCUUUCUAUAUAUAUUUUUUGCAGUAUUGAUGCCAGUUAUUAACGCCACAUUGCCUCGUUUAGAUUUUGUGUUUUAUGCGCUUCCUGUUUCACUUCAGUUUCGUUUUUUUUUGUUAAUGUUAUUCAUCAGGUUUUAUUUUCGCUCGGCCAUGUUGAGUCUUUUUGAUUUAAUGAUUUUAUAAAAUGGAGUCAAUGUAAAAAAAAAAAUCUUUUUUUUAAAGUAAAAAAAUGUCAGUC